Molecule: messenger RNA, 2970 nt
Organism: Vicia faba (fava bean)
Lineage: Eukaryota; Viridiplantae; Streptophyta; Magnoliopsida; Fabales; Fabaceae
Source: the annotation of a GenBank genome assembly
AUGAAGACUUUUCACCACAUUUCCUUAACACUCUUGACAACACUUCUAAUCACCUCACUCUCCAAUCUCCAAACUUGUUCCUCAAACAACAACAACAUAAACAUUCAACUAAACGACGAUGUGCUCGGCCUAAUGGUGUUCAAAUCCGAUCUCCAUGACCCUUCAUCUUCGCUCUCAUCAUGGAACGAAGAUGACAUGAAUCCAUGUUCAUGGCAAUACAUAAAAUGCAAUGAACAAGGAAGAGUUUCGGAACUUUCACUAGAUGGAUUAUCCUUAUCAGGUAAAAUAGGAAGAGGACUAGAAAAAUUGCAACACUUACAAGUGUUGCAACUCUCUCACAACAAUUUGAGUGGAACCAUUAGUCCUUCACUCACACUUUCUAGCACACUUGAAAAUCUAAACCUUAGUCAUAACUCAAUCUCGGGUCAAUUACCAAACUCUUUUAUUAACAUGAGUUCGAUCAGAUUCAUCGAUCUCUCGUAUAAUUCAUUCGCAGGACAGAUGUUUGAUGGUUUUUUCCAGGAUUGUUCUUUCCUUAGACGGGUUUCUUUCGCUAUGAACAUGUUUGAAGGACAGAUUCCUAGUACAAUAUCUAAAUGUUCUUUGGUCAAUAGCCUAGAUUUUUCGAAUAAUCACUUUAGUGGAAAUGUUGAUUUUUCGAGGGUUUGGUUAUUGAGUAGGCUUAGGAAUUUGGAUCUAUCAAACAAUGCUUUAUCUGGAAACUUGGUUGAUGGUGUUUCAAAUUUGCAUAACUUGAAAGAGUUGUUGCUGCAGAAUAAUCAGUUUUCAGGUGAAUUACCAAAGGAUGUUGGAUUUUGUGUUCAUUUGGAUAGAAUUGAUUUUGGUAAUAAUCAGUUUAGUGGUGAAUUGCCUGGAUCAUUUGGGAGAUUAAGCUAUUUGAGAUAUUUUAGGGUUUCAGAUAAUCACUUAUUUGGUGAGUUUCCUCAAUGGAUUGGUAACUUGAUUAGUUUGGAGCAUUUCGACUUAUCUAAUAAUCAAUUCUAUGGAAACAUUCCUUUGUCAUUGGUUUCAUGCAUCAAGUUAUCUAAGAUUUUUCUUAGAGGGAAUGGUUUCAAUGGUACUAUACCUGAGGGCUUGUUUGGAUUAGGGUUAGAGGAAAUCGAUUUUUCGCGUAAUGGACUAAUCGGUUCGGUUCCGGCUGGAUCAAACAGGUUGUUAGAAACUCUUACAAAGUUGGAUCUUUCGGUUAAUCGGUUAAAAGGGAAUGUUCCUGCUGAAAUCGGGCUGCUUUCGAAGCUGAGAUACUUGAAUUUUUCUUGGAAUGAUCUUGGUUCUGAGAUUCCACCGGAAUUCGGUCUACUUCAGAAUCUAGAGGUUUUGGAUCUGCGUAAUUGCGCGUUGUUUGGUUCGAUUCCGAAGGAUAUAUGUGAUUCGGGAAAUUUGGAUGUUCUUCAGUUGGAUGGAAAUUCAUUGAAGGGGCCUAUUCCAGAAGAUAUUGGAAAUUGUUCAUCUCUUUACUUGUUGAGUUUGUCAUUCAAUAAUUUGACAGGUUCAAUCCCGAAGUCGAUGUCAAAUCUAAACAAGCUCAAAAUCCUCAACUUGGAAUUCAAUGAACUUAAUGGUGAGCUGCCAAUGGAGCUAGGAAAGCUUCAAAAUCUUCUUGCUGUGAACAUAUCACACAACAGCCUCACCGGAAGGCUUCCGGUCGGUAGCAUAUUUCAAAACUUAGACAAAAGUUCUUUGGAAGGAAACUACGGUCUUUGCUCGCCCUUGUUGAAAGGUCCAUGCAAAAUGAAUGUUUCAAAACCUCUAGUUCUUGAUCCACAUGGCUUUGACAACCAAAUGAAUCCUCAAACACCGAGAAACGAAUCGUCUGAGUCAAGUGGUUCAAUUCAUCACCACAGGUUCCUUAGUAUUUCGGCGAUUAUAGCAAUUGCGGCUUCUUUUGUGAUUGUGUUAGGAGUUAUUGCUAUUAGUCUACUUAACGCUUCGGUAAGGAGAAAGCUAGCGUUUGUGGAGAAUAGUUUGGAAAGCAUGUGUUCGAGUUCUUCAAAAUCGGGAGCACCGGCCACAGGUAAACUCGUUCUUUUUGAUUCACAAUCCUCGCAAGAUUGGAUCAGUAAUCCGGAAAACUUGCUCAGCAAGGCAUCUGAGAUUGGUGAAGGAGUUUUCGGAACGGUUUACAAAAUUCCAUUAGGAUCGCAACAAGGAAGAAAUGUCGCAAUCAAGAAGCUCGUCACGUCAAACAUAAUCCAAUUUCCAGAAGACUUUGACAGGGAAGUUAGAAUUCUAGGCAAAGCCAGACACCCGAAUUUGAUAGCGUUGAAAGGAUACUAUUGGACUCCUCAACUUCAACUUCUAGUAUCCGAAUUCGCACCGAAUGGUAACUUGCAAUCCAAGUUACACGAAAAGCUUCCUUCAAGUCCUUCACUUUCAUGGCCUAACAGAUUCAAGAUUUUGCUCGGAACAGCGAAGGGACUCGCACAUUUGCACCAUUCAUUCAGGCCACCAAUCAUUCACUACAACAUAAAACCAAGCAACAUCUUACUCGACGAAAACUUCAACGCAAAGAUAUCCGAUUUCGGGUUAGCCAGGCUUUUGACAAAGCUAGACAAGCAUGUGAUGAGCAACAGGUUUCAAAGUGCGUUAGGUUAUGUCGCACCCGAAUUAGCCUGUCAGAGCUUAAGGGUCAAUGAGAAAUGCGACGUGUAUGGUUUUGGCGUGAUGAUACUCGAGUUAGUGACGGGUAGGAGGCCGGUGGAGUACGGCGAAGAUAAUGUGUUGAUAUUGAAUGAUCAUGUGAGGGAUUUGCUUGAACAUGGUAAUGUUUUGGAGUGUGUGGAUCCGAGUAUGAUGAAUGAAUAUCCUGAGGAUGAGGUUUUGCCUGUUUUGAAGCUCGCAAUGGUGUGUACUUCUCAAAUACCGUCUAGCCGGCCUACUAUGGCCGAAAUUGUGCAAAUAUUGCAGGUCAUUAAAACUCCGGUUCCUCAAAGGAUGGAAGUGUUUUAA